AUGUCUCGACUAGGACAGCUGGCGCUCUUGGCUCUUGCGCUCAGCGCCGCCGGCGCUUACGCGGCCGUCAGGAACCUCGCCAUCCCUUCGAGGCCGCGGCUCAGCGGAAGGAUAAUCGGCGGGGCGUCCGCCAACAUCACGCAGUUCCCCUGGCAGCUCUACUUUAUCACAGGCGGCAGCAGCGACUGCGGGGCGUCCAUCGUGAGCAGCAUCUAUGCGCUGACCUCUGCGCGCUGCGUCGUGGAGGGCGAUAUCUACAGCAUGCAGGUCCGGGCCGGCAGUUCGAGCCGGGGCAGCGGCGGCUCGUUGUACACGGUCGUGGUCAAAUUCUGGCACGCUAGCUUCGACGGCUUCGACAACGACAUCGGCGGGCUGCGCGUCUCCGAGCCCUUCGUCUUCGGCCCUGACGUGCAAGCCAUACCCGUCACCUGGAACGAGACGGCAGUAGGGAGCUCCGCCACGGUCGCCGGUUGGGGCGCCUCCUCGUCCGACGGCAGUCUCCCCUCUGAGCUCCAGGCAGUCACCGUCGAAAUCAUAGACACCGCCGCAUGCAAUGCCACCUACGGGAACCUCACCAUCAACAUGAUCUGCGCCGGAGUGAGUGAAGGCGGCAAGGACUUUUGUGCGGGCGACGAGGGCAGUGCCCUAGUGUCCGGUUCGGAGCAGGUGGGAAUCGUCUCCUGGAACAGUGGAUGUGGACUACCCGGCUAUCCUGGCGUCUAUACCUAUGUUGUACCCUUGCGCAACUGGAUUUAUGGGAUUCUUGGUGGAGUCUAAUGCACCUGUUUAGUGUAUCAUCUCGCUGCUAGUGUACAGAAUAUAAUCUCUCUCUCUCUCUCUCUCUCUCUCUCCCUCUC
Messenger RNA from Schistocerca cancellata (South American locust), 857 nucleotides. Its product is annotated as trypsin alpha-3-like. The record is from RefSeq and is a predicted model, not a curated record. NCBI's taxonomy places the organism in Eukaryota, Metazoa, Arthropoda, Insecta, Orthoptera, Acrididae. Gene Ontology annotation, biological process: proteolysis. Gene Ontology annotation, molecular function: serine-type endopeptidase activity. The coding region runs from base 1 to 777 and encodes 258 amino acids. The transcript has 2 exons.